Molecule: messenger RNA, 1301 nt
Organism: Uranotaenia lowii
Lineage: Eukaryota; Metazoa; Arthropoda; Insecta; Diptera; Culicidae
Exons: 6
Coding region: 17-427 (136 amino acids)
Source: RefSeq, a predicted model, not a curated record
UGAUGGAACUGUCAAAAUGAAAAUGGGAAUAAGAAUCCGAAAAGAAGACAUGCUAAUGUUUAGCGAAUUCAACGUGGGCAUUAUGUUGUAUCCAUUUUGGAGACGAUCGUCGUUUGAAGUAAGGGCCCGGAUCAUUGAAAUGUUGUGGCCCUUCAAACGUACGCAACGAGGGAGAAAAGGGAAAAUACUUGACCAGACUUUCUAUCGGAAGGUUUUUUUUUUCCGCGGAAUCUUGACGUUACGGCGACAGAAGGACGAAUUCUUUUCUCAUCCUAGUUGGUUCGAAGGACACGAUCAGGCCGCUUUAUUUCGGAAAUUUCAAGUCAGGAUCAAAGCUAGCAUCAACGGAUUCUACGGCCUCUUGGAUAGUUGGCCGAAUACCAAACUUGAUCCAAAAAUCAUAGCCGAGGAUGCACCGACGGCUUAAUUCUGGAGCCACGAGUACGGACAGCACCCGGGUGGUUCCAUUAAACGUGAUUGGAAUAUCGACUGACCCAAGAACUUCAAGAUGAUCUCCCCCUGCUGUGGAAAGAUGUAUAUUGGUCCACGCGUACACACUAAGAUUGCAUUUAUCCCGCUCGGGACUAUGAUUUUCCAUAUCACAGGAAAACUGCUCAAUUCAAACGAAGUUCGAACGGGAACUCGCCCGAAUCUCGGGAUGCUUCAUCUCUCCUGAAAUCUAAGACAAACUUGCUACGAGAGCACAGGAACUCAAAGUAUCCCCGUGAAUUCAGGACAGUGUUCUCCGAAAUCAUGGGAGACCCAAUUCUUGUCAAAUUUUCUUUCUCUUGCUUUCCUGUAUAAAAAAACAACAUGUUUUUUUUUCUCUCGCUUUAACCAGUGCAUGGAAAAGAAAACCGCGGAACAAUUUGACUCGUAAUUUUUUUUUGCAGGUUUUUGUUUGUUGGUCAUUCGGUACUCGUUUCUUUGGUUAGAAAAUUUGAUUUACAGUAUCGUUUUCUCUCGGUGAUUAUCUGUCGUAUAAGAAAAAGGUGGUGCUGGAUUAGCGGUUUGUAUACGCAAGCUUCGAUGCCGGGUUCACCGUCGAAGCUGUUGACGUCGAUGAACCAGCUACUGGCUGCUGAAGCUAAAAAAAAUUUGCCACACUUUGGAGCCUGACGGAAACGAACGGACGGAUAGAACCACUGGAAACAGCAGCGUAAUUGUUUUGGAAGCAGGUCAAAAUAUGUGCAAAAUUACCAGAUAUAACCAGGAUAAGCAGUGAUGAACGAAUUAAGUGCAAUUUUAUGUGAAGUGAACAGAGAAAUUAUAAGUUGAAAAUAUAAAAGUGUUUGGAAAAA